AAUAAUUAGUUUUUUACAGAAAUAUGAAGACCAGAGUGACGAGGAAGAAUCCUUUUGAAGGAUUCACUCAGCCAAAUCAGAGUGAGAAUGCAGGGUUUAGCGAUCCCCAGAUUAAAGAGGAACCCUAUUCACAGAACGAAUGGGGAAAACCUGCUCAGGAAUUUGGAGGAAGGGUUACUAAUCCUUUUGGAACUCCGAAUACCUAUUCUCAAGAUUCUCAAUAUCAGGAUGACAUUGAUAUGGCUAGAGAGGAUACUUAUAACCAAGCUUCUUACGGAGGUCAGGCUUGGAAUCCAGAUGCUAAUAAAGCUCAGCAGUUUGGCCAGUAUGACCCUAACCAAUUCGCUCCUCCUGAAAAAUCAGGGUAUGGGUUUGGAGGAAAGUCCAUGGAAGGCCAAGUAAACGACUAUCUGAAUGAGCCACCAUUGUUAGAAGACCUCGGAAUAAACCCAAAGCAAAUUAUGAGGAAAGUUUUAUCAGUUAUCAGUCUGAAGAAGAUCAAUAGAGAAAUUGUAGAGGAUGCUGACCUUGCUGGCCCAAUCUUAAUCGCUAUUAUAUUCGGAACAUUGCUGUUGCUAAGAGGAAAAAUAGAAUUCGGAACAAUCUAUGGCUCUGGGCUUACCUUCUGCUUCCUAUUCUACAUCCUUUUCAAAGUGAUCGUAGACAAAGAGCAUUCUUUGAACUUAUAUACCAUUAUGAGCGUGCUUGGGUACUGACUGAUCCCAUUCAAUUUCCUUGCAACUAUCACCUUGUUUUUGCCUAUUUUUAAUAUUGUUGGAGGAAUUUUAGGCUUUGGUAUAAUCUGCUGGUCGACGUACAUGGCAACGCAGUUCAUUGAAGUUAUGCUCCAUACUCAGAAUAAGAAAGCGAUUAUAGGAUUUCCGAUAUUCCUGUUCUACAUGCGCUUCCUCUUAAUAACCAUAUUCUAGGUUUUGAUAAGUACGACUCUCAAUAAAUUAAUUGGAAAAUGGGGUUUUGG
This is a messenger RNA of Moneuplotes crassus, 979 nucleotides long. Lineage: Eukaryota; Ciliophora; Spirotrichea; Euplotida; Euplotidae. The record is from the annotation of a GenBank genome assembly.